ACAGAUUCCUGCUCAUUGUUAGACACUGUUUGGAGGGGAUAAAAAUUAUAGGUCAUAGUUGUUGCAUAUUUGGUGUCAGUUUAUUAUUAAAAAGCUGCUGAUCUCAACGACACUAUGUACCUGUUAGGCAUAAUAAGUAACACAUAUUUUCUCUACAGCUGCCAUGGAAACAAAAAUAUGAUAGAUUUGCAUUGUAUAGUUCGAUGUGCAGUGGUUGAAGAUUCAUUGCACCUAAGUGAACCUACCUAAUCGCGAUUUCAUGUUGCCUCUUUGAAACGAUUUGACUCACCUUUGACACCUCCAACGAAGGCGUAGGAAGUGUAGUGUCACUCCACUGGAUGCCAUUUUUUCAUUGAACACAAGAGCAUCAACCUAUAUCUCCAAAUAGGUAUGAAAAAGUAUUAGGAUGAUUUAUGAGGAAGCAACACUGAGAAAAGUCUGCUCCUAUAUUACACAUAUCAAAGACCAUUUAUGGAAAAGGACUCAGCUAGUUUGCUCAACUGGCAAAAUUUUUGACUUUUAAUCAAACAUUCAACCGUAUUAAUCUUGCAUAGAAAAACAGUCUGUGGGAAGCGUAUAGCAAUAAAUGAAUAUCUAACAUAUAAAAUGACGGCUUCAGAAACGUUAAUUGGACUUUGUAUGAGAUACCUCCAGUCAUACCAUAACACGCUUUCAAUGAAAAUUAAAAUAAAUACUGGCUGGUUCAAAUGCAGCUUUAAUGUUCGUUUUCUAUUUUCCGAUAAAGUCAGUGUGCGUGUGCAAUGUGUAUAUGUAGGUUUUAGGUGAAUCUACAAUGGGUGUUCUAUGGAGUAUGCUAGGCUACAAGUGCGCCGAAUUGAGGGACGACGAUCCAGAUCCAGUAACUACCCUGACUUCAAAAGAUAAAUUUAUUAUCCGGUCAUCCUGGGCUAGAAUAAUGAAGAACCCCAUUGAAAAUGGAACAGCGAUAUUAACUUUGUUCUUCGAGGACUAUCCGCAACACAAACAGUUAUUUCCAUUCAGAGACGUACCAAAUAAAGAGUUAGGACAAAACAAGCGAUUUCAAGCCCACUGCAGCGCUAUUAUGUACUCCUUGACCUCUGUCGUUGAUGUAGUGGAUAAACCAGAUCUGUUGGUAACCAUUUUGAUGAAAAUUGGACGUGAUCAUGUACCAAGAGGAGUUAAUGAACAAGGACACCUGGAGUUGAAAACAACGAUAGUCAAGGUGUUUAAAACGUUAAUGAGUGAAGAAGAGAUGAAAUCUUGGACAAAAGCUGUAAAUGUUAUAUUUGACGUGAUACUGAAAGGUGCAGGGGAAAUCAAGGAAUAAGCUGGAUAGUUUUUUCAACGUACUUAAAUAAUAUAAUUAACGUAUUAUCUACCUUUUUACUUUUUACUCCUGGGACUUUGUUUCUUAAGUUUUUAUAGGGUCGACUAAUAAAGUGAUAUUAACGUUA
Messenger RNA from Acanthoscelides obtectus, 1436 nucleotides. The record is from the annotation of a GenBank genome assembly. NCBI's taxonomy places the organism in Eukaryota, Metazoa, Arthropoda, Insecta, Coleoptera, Chrysomelidae.